This is a messenger RNA of Polyodon spathula (Mississippi paddlefish), 3474 nucleotides long. RefSeq names its product SERTA domain-containing protein 4-like. The record is from RefSeq and is a predicted model, not a curated record. The coding region runs from base 531 to 1523 and encodes 330 amino acids. NCBI's taxonomy places the organism in Eukaryota, Metazoa, Chordata, Actinopteri, Acipenseriformes, Polyodontidae. Gene Ontology annotation, cellular component: nucleus. The transcript has 6 exons.
UUAUGUUCCAGUCGACGGAGCCGCGGUACUACGGCACUAUGCCUGUGGGGUGACUCGUGAUUAAGUCGGUUCUGUGUACUGUACCUCUCGCUGUCUUGUUAACACCGUGCGAAGUGUUGUUGAAUGAGAAACCGUUCUGGUGACCGCCGGAUCUUCUGCUUUCAGCGUCGCAGUGUUGUUCAACUGGUGUACUAACAAAGGAUAUGCGAGAAGGUUUAAUCUGACUUGAUCUGGACAGUGUGGAUGAAAGGUUUAUAAUCACCUGAAAAGCUGGCUGUGCGCAAGGAUUACAUACAGACUGAAGAGGAGGGAAAUACAACUGGGGGAAGCACAGAAAUUCACAAAGGAAUACCCUCCUUGGGAAGCAGAAGGUGAUGGAACAGAGGAAGGAAAGAUUUGGUGAAGUGUGAAUAAGAGAAGCACAAGAGACUGCUCGAGGAUAUCGGAGGAGGCACAGAGGUCUUAUGCUUUACUUUUAACAAAACCAUGGAAUUGCAACGUAACCCUUUUAUAGAGCAGUAGUUGCUUUCAUGUUUGUAAUACAGCAUCGACAUACUGCAGAUACUACUCCAACUUCAUUUCAGCAAGAGUGCAGAGUACAAGAGAUGACCCGGGUCCUGUCGAUGAAUACGCUUGGUGACCACACUGCCCCUGCAGGAGACUCCGAAAUCCCAGAGUUCCAGUGCCACUGGGAGUCACAGCGCUGCAGCAGGGGCUGCACCUCCGGGCCUGUUCCACUAGAGCGUGCUGCAGGACAAUUGGCUGGAGAAUCCCUUUGCCGGAGAGGACCAGAUCCUGUAGCCACGUCAAGGAUCGCAUACUUCAAACGGAAGUAUGUAGAAGACGAGGACUCCCACCCAGUCCUGUACAACUGCUGCCAGAGAGUGACGCCAGCCUUCGAGGAGCGGGCCCACGUGCUGCAGGUGUCUUUGGACAAGUUGCGUUUCAUCGAGGACCCUGAGGCCUUCCUGCGGCGAUCUGUCCUCGUCAACAACCUACUGAGAAGACUGCGGGCUGAGAUCCUGCUACAGAGCAACUGGUGCUUCUCCCCUCCGCCCCCUGCUUCCUCCCCAUCGGCCAGCCAGUGCCCCUGGGAGAACCCAGCUGCUCAGGCCUGCUUCACCAGUGUACCGCCCGUCAAGGGACACUACCGCAAACGAUUCCGCGUCAGCCGGGGAGAGGAGGAGUGCUUUGAACGCUGCUGCUGCUUCUACCGGGGACGCUACCUGCGCUUGCCCUUCUCUGUCUGCGAUGAAGCGCCUUCCUCUUCAUCCUCACCAUUGUCUUCCUCCUCUUCCUCCCCACUCAUCCCUCAGCUGCUUCAGAUGGAGGGUGAAGCCAAACUGCAUGCCUUUUACCCUUGCCUGAACCUGCCAGGACCUGGAAAACUAACAGGGGAACAUGAAGCACCAAAGCAGGACAGGACAUGCGCUUCUGUAGGUGUGCCUGGGGUGGCUAAAAUAUUGGAUGUGCAACAAGAGGGAGCUGGGAGAUGCUUUGGAACUGCAGGCCACUCAAGCUGAAAAGCACAUAUUACAGAAGGGGGUCAGGAGACUAUGGUCUGCUGCAGCAUUGGGAGAAAAAGGUAAAGAUAUCAGGUUGCUUCUCUUCUGAUAAAACACUUGUUUCAGAAGCCAUGUGUUCUUAAGACUGAAAGGGAUGCAGUGUGUGAGGCACUUGCAUUUCAAUAAUCCAGAACAUGCAUUGCAUAUUUUUGCUAGGGCUGGUUUCCCAAGAUCUGGAGAUAUAAUAGCAGAAUUAUUUACAUUGAAUGAAAAUGAAACCUAAGUAAUGGGAUCACAAAAUAAGAGGCUUGUUGGACUGAGAUGAUGGAUUGACAAUACAUAAAUACAACAUGGUGCCUUACAUUUGUAAAACAAAAAAUGCUUAAAGGUGUUUAAUUGUUUUGGAAUGGCUUUUAUGUGCAUGUUUAGUAAUGGGUUUAUGUAACACUGGGGGAUAUUAUGAGGACCUUUUGUUUCUUGUUGUUUCUUAGGGAUGUGAAUACCUGGUAAUUAGACCCUUGGGGUGUCUGAUUCUCCAAAACAAAACUAAAGGACCACUUUAAUUGCUGUUUGUAAUGCCAAUGUUUCAGAAGCUAAAAUAGUGUGAUGCAUUCAAGUGUAAGUCCAUGAUUAUGAAUACAUAAAAACUGUGAUUAGGGGAUCUGCAGUAUAAUGGAAUAAUAUCGUAUUUUAUAUUAUUUGGGCAGGUUGGUUUGGGGUCCUGGAGUUUUUUGUGUAAAUUCAAUCAUUGCAGGGCAUAGACAGAAAUAGGCCUGGUGUUAUGUCAUUGGGAUAUGGAUUUGAAAGUACCAGACUUCAACGGGAAGCCCUUUAAAACAAUGACUUCCAGUGGAAUUUCGUUGGGAGUAAAAUCUGAACAUAUUUUCUGGUAACAAAAAAAUUACCAUAGAUUCAUAAUUAAUUCAAGUAACAACAGCUAUUCCAUUAUUUUUUAGGGUUAACCUCUCAAGAUUCAAAUAACAAAAUCACAGCACUGUUUUUUUUAAAUUAUUUUUAUUAUUCUUCCUGUAUGUGAGACACAUUGAGAAGUACCAAAAAACACUCAAAGUCUUUCCAGUGGUGUGAGUUGGGUUUAAUAUUCAGAAUUCAUAUUACAAAUUCUGAAUACCUUUUGUACAAAAACCAAGAAAACUGGGUUUACCCCUUUAUUAACUUGUUAUGUGAUGAAUACAGCUGGAUUUAGAGCUGAAUGAAACUGCUGCUUUUGAUUGAAUGAGGUAUGUUGUUACUGGACAGUGGAAACACUUCUUCCCUGACUUAACACUGGUUUAAUCCCCUGACCAAUAAGGGGUCUGGAUUUAGGACCUUCAAGUAAGAAGAUUCCUCCACUGUUAUUCUAUCAAAGGGGUGUGCAAGCUAAUCAUUUAGAAAAACAUGCCUAACCCUAACCCCAAUCCUAACCCCAGACGUAUAUUUAAACGUUCAGACUAAAUCUGCCCAAAUUCGGUAUGGCCCUGGUUUUGGCUUCAUGAACACCUGUAAUUCUACAAAAUCUUUCCUCUUCCUUGAACAUUCUCACAUGAUUACAUUAUUCCGUACCUUUUCCGUACUGUGUGACAACCGUCUUUACUGAGACUACCACACAAUAGGACAGAACUGCUGAGAAAUUCAGAUGUCUCUUAUCUGCGGAGCAAACAAACUGUAAAGAGCGACUUACCUAAACAUGGUAGCGCAUUAAUCAGGUACACAGUGAGAAUAAAAGUGUAUUGAGUCUCAGGGUCUUGCUGACUGUAUAAUCUGUUAUUAUAUAUUGUAUUGACACAGGACGGAACAACUGAGAUGCUGAUGCACUUUGUUAGCUAGGGCUUUUUUGUUAACCUAUAUUGGAAGACAUCUCUCAGCAUUUUACAAAUAAAAUGUACAUAUUCUUUUACUUGAAGUGGGCAAUGUAAUUAUUAACUUCUCUUCUGAAAGAUAUCUACAGUACUGACACUAUGCUUAGGCCAAC